Rosa chinensis is the source of this 2663-nucleotide messenger RNA. RefSeq lists its product as uncharacterized. Gene Ontology annotation, biological process: regulation of DNA-templated transcription; cytokinin biosynthetic process. Bases 204 to 2648 code for a protein of 814 amino acids. Gene Ontology annotation, molecular function: DNA-binding transcription factor activity; sequence-specific DNA binding. The transcript has 7 exons. The record is from RefSeq and is a predicted model, not a curated record. NCBI's taxonomy places the organism in Eukaryota, Viridiplantae, Streptophyta, Magnoliopsida, Rosales, Rosaceae.
GUCUUCCAGACAGUAUCUGUAAUUUAGCAGAACUUAAAUCUCUCAGUCUGGGAUGGUGCGAAAAACUUAGUAAGUUGCCUGAGAACAUUGGGAAUUUAGAAUCUCUGUUGGAACUCAAAGUAAAUUGCAGUGGUUUAGAACAACUACCUGUAUCUAUAAUACGUUUGAAACACGGUCGAUUAUCGUUUUCUAGUUGCGGACAAAUGGCGGCUCCCCUUUCAUCAUGGCCAUCAUCUAUUGAAGAUCGUUGUACUGUUGUGGUACAUCUUGAUUUAAGUAGGUGCAAUCUGAUGGAAUUAUCGGAUGCUAUUGCUCAUUUUUCUUCAUUGAAAGCAUUAACGUUGUCAGGAAAUGACAAUUUGGAGAGCUUACCUGCAAUCAUGAAUGAACUUGCUUCCUUAGAAAAGCUUGAAUUGGACGGUUGCAAGAGACUGAGAUCAAUACCAGAGCUUUCAUCAACAAUAAGUUACAUAAAUGCACAUGAUUGCACAGCUUUGGAAUCUGUUUCGACACCACAGUCUCCCUACGAUAUCGGUCGGUGCUUCAUAUUUUCUAAUUGCAGUCAGCUGGUACAGAAAGAUGUUUUCAGAGAUAUUGUAGAAACUCAUUUGCCUCCUCAGGGUAAUCCUUCCCGACCCUUAUAUGUCUCUUUCCCUGGAAGUGAAAUUCCACAGUGGUUCACCCAUCAGUGUAGGGGGUCUUCUGUAACAGCCAAGCUACCACCAAAUUGGUUUGACAAGAAGUUUUUGGGCUUUACCAUAUGCGCGUUUACUAAUAAGCCCCAGGAGAUCGUUUCGAGUAUCAUUUCAAGUCCAUUUCCUUAUUUUAAACUGACUGCUCGAUGUUUCUGUACCUUCAAAGGAGAUCAUUGCGAGUACCGUUUCAGUUUCUAUUUGUUUGAUAUUCAUUCUGUUGACUUUGGUCGUCCUUGGGUUGAGUCAAAUCAUAGAUGUUGGCUUGAGUCAAAUCACAUGUUAGUGGGAUAUGUGCCAUGGUCUGAAUCUGGCAUGAUUAAGAGAGAGGAAGUCAAUGAACGCCGUUACACAGAGGCCAAAUUUGAGAUACAAUUGCACUAUGAAUCGAGUAAGAGAUCCGACCAAUGCAUCGAAAAGUGCGGAGUUCGAUUCGUUUUUGACGACAAUGAGGAAGAUUCUGGGGAAUCAAUGGUAGAAGUUGAUAAUUCUGAGAGGAGCUUUCAGGGGUGCUCGGCUGAACCCAAUGGUAGUGACAUCACAGGUGACACCUCCGAUGAGGAUGAGCAAUACCUUAAAUUAUUAUCAGAAGUUUUUAAAGGCGCAAACAGACCACCGAGUUACAUCAAAAUUGAGGACAAUGAUUUAUCUGGGAAGAGGAAAACUCUGGAAAGGUGGACGAAAAAAGUCAGAGUUACAUCGGGUCUGAUGCAAGGGAGUGUGGAUGAUGGUUUUAAUUGGUCAUGGAAUAGCAGUGGAAUCGACGGGCAGGCGGGUUAUUGUAGUGAACGUGUACAACCUCGCUGUUGGGCAAAAGCCAUAAAGCCAACUCACGAUGACCCAACAAUCUUUCAAAUGACUUACGUUGGGAGGCACACUUGUUGGAAAUUUCAACCAAUGCUAACACACCAAGUAGGAGUUACACCGGAUAUGAGGAUUGAAGGUCCUUUUGAUGGCUUUACAUGGGGGAAGUAUGACCAAACGGACAUACCAGGAGCUGAAUACCCAAGAGUCUAUUAUUACGUAUGCACUCCUCAAAAUGUCAAAGGCUGCAUGGCCAUAAAGGAAGUGAAACACUCCAGUGAUAAAAAAAUCCUGAAAAUUACUUACAGAGGAAAGCACACAUGUAUAGAAGCCUCCGACAGCAUUGCAGGAUGGUUUGAAAGACUAAACUCCAAGGGCAGUGUUGAAUCAAGUUUUCAUGAACAAGUUCCCCUAUCACCAAGCUCACCAGGAGCCAACUCACAAGAUAUGUCAAAUAGAAAGGAAGUUACUGCAAAGAAAAGCAAAGGUGAAGAAGUGGCUGAGCUUGAAGUUGAGAAGACAGAAAAGAAGAAGAAGAAGAAGAAGAAGAAAAAGGAUAAAGACAAUGGUGUUUUGGAUUGUUCAGAUGGGGAGAAAUCUGUGAAUGUGAAGAAGCACAAAGAUAAAGAAGAGGCUGGUUCACCUCAAACUGAAAAGUCUGAAAAGAAGAAAAACAAAGAGGCUGAGAAUCAUGGCGCUGAAGCUGCCACUGAUAAUGGCAAGGGUGAUGGUGAGGCUGAUAAGAGUGAGAAAAAGAAGGAGAAGAAGAAGCGCAAACAAGAGGAAAUAACUGACAGUCCUGUUACAGUUCCUGCAAAGAAAAGCAAAGGUGAAGAAUUGGCUGAGCUUGAAGUUGAGAAGACAGAAAAGAAGAAGAAGAAGAAGAAGAAAAAGGAUAAAGACAAUGGUGUUUUGGAUUCUUUAGAUGGGGAGAAAUCUGUGAAGGUGAAGAAGCACAAAGAUAAAGAAGAAGCUGGUUCACCUCAAACUGAGAAGUCUGAAAAGAAGAAGAAGAAAAACAAAAAGGCUGAGGAUCAUGGUGUUGAUGCUGCCACUGAUAAUGGCAAGGGUGAUGGUGAGGCUGAUAAGAGUGAGAAAAAGAAGAAGAAGAAGAAGAAGAAGAAGGACAAAUCGGAUGCUGACGAAGAAUAGAUGAAAGGUUAUUGG